GAUAUCAGCUGUGCACAUUGCAAUAAUGACAGAUACGUGUUGUUGUGAUUGAACAAGAAUGGAGUUAUUUCAAACUGAAAAUCAUUACAUAAUCCACAAUGGAGACCACAGUUUGUGGUGUGACAGGUCUUCAGGGAGCCUGGAGGCGAAGUCAAGUCAUGACCUCUGUUCUGCUUGGAACCCGAUCUGUAUUGGACGAAUAUAUGGCGUCAUCGGCAAGCUCAAGAUUCAUCCAGAGUCAGAGUGGAAGCUGUUGUUGAUCCGACAGCGCACCCUCGUGGGGACCCUGGCCAAGGAACACAACAUCUAUAAGAUCAACAAGAUUGCAGUUCUGUCUCUGUCAAACUCUGACCCCACCGACCUUGACCUUGAGCUCUGUAAGAAACAUCAUUUUGGAAUCAAGAAACCAGAACGGAUCACGCAGGCCGGGGACGAACAGACUCUCUCACUACAGAAAACAUGGAAUACCAUCAAAUCUGCCGCAGAAAAUGUCAAAAUAAAAAAGAAGGACGUCAAAGACAAGGAGAAGUUCGAGAGAAGAAUUAUAGAGGAGCUCCUGAAGAUGUACAACGACUCCGACUUCUUCUACUACAGUGACACCUACGACCUCACCAACUCUUUACAGCGACAACAUGAGGAAACCUACGAUAAGACGGCGCCUCUUUGGCGGAGAGUUGAUGAUCGAUUCUUUUGGAACAAGCAUAUGCUACAGGAACUGAUGGAGACUGAGGACUCCCAGGCUGACCCGUGGAUUCUGCCCAUCAUCCAGGGGUUUGUCCAGAUGGAGCGCUGUAAGAUGGACUUUGAUGAGAACAAGAAGAAGAUGUCCUCAGAUUCUGUCACCGACUUCGGCAACACCAAGUACAUCGAGCCACUCGGCUACGACAUCUACAUCGUCUCACGCCGCAGCAGACACAGAGCAGGUACUCGGUCCAAGAAGAGAGGAAUAGACAAGACUGGUGCCUGUGCCAAUUAUGUUGAAACGGAACAAAUCAUCGAGUUUUCACCCCACCUUGUAUCAUUUGUCCAAGUACGUGGAUCUAUACCUGUGUUCUGGUCGCAGUCUGGGUUCAAGUAUCGUCCUCCUCCAAGACUUGACAAAGGAGAUGAAGAAACACAUGGGGCUUUCCUCACCCACUUCGAGGAGCAGCUGGCUGUAUACAGCAAGCUGGUCAUCAUCUCCCUGGCCGAACUGGCCGGGAAGGAAACCGUCAUCGGUGACAAAUACCUGAGUCACAUACUGGAGUACAACUCCCCUGACAUCGCCUACAUCACCUUCGACUUCCAUGAAUACUGUCGUGGGAUGAAGUUUGAGAAUGUGUCCAUCUUGACUGAUGGGAUCCGUGACAUCAUCAAGGACCAGAGAUACUGCUGGGUGGACAACAAAGGCCCUAUCUGUGAGCAGCGUGGGGUCUUCCGUAUCAACUGUGUCGACUGUCUGGACAGGACAAACGUUGUGCAGACAGCCAUUGCAAGAAUCGUCAUGGAGACACAGUUUCGAAAACUUGGUCUUCUUCCUCCGGAGGAGAUUCUGCCAACAAGUUGCCGCCUAACCUACCAGCAGCUGUGGGCAAACAAUGGGGAUGUAAUCAGUCGGCAGUACGCCGGUACAGCUGCACUCAAGGGUGACUUCACCCGAACUGGUGAGAGAAAGUUUACAGGAUUGAUGAAGGAUGGCAUGAAUUCAGCUAACAGGUACUACUUGAGGUUCAAGGAUGCUCAUCGUCAGGCAGCCAUUGACCUGACCUUGGGGCAGCCUGUGUCGGAGGAGGUCCUGAAUCUCAACCCCAAGAGUGAGGGGGAUGAGGAGGAGGACACUCAGGACCUCCUGGAGAAGGAGGAGAACGUCAAGAUGCUGAUCGAGGACACCAAGAAGAUGCUCAUCAUCGAGCCAGAGCAGUGUCUGGGUGGCUGGAGUCUCAUCAACGCUGAUCCUCAGGAAGGAGACCCCGAUAAACAAGAGAUGGACAUCAUCCUGCUGCUCACACAGAGGGCUGUCUACAUCGGCUGGUAUGAUGACGAGGAAGAACAGGUCACACAGUACCAGAGGAUCUUCCUGGAAGAUCUGGAGAAGAUAGAAAUAGGCCAAGAGCCAUCCGUGUUCAAAUCUCGCUUUGUGUGCAUGCGCAUCCACUAUCGGCACUUCGCUGAGGAGGGCUUCUUCCACACCUUCCGAGCCCCGAGCACCCGUCUGUUCAACAACGUGGUGGUUCCUGUGAAGGACAAGGAAGAGGCUAGAGAGUCUCUGAAGGCAGUGUGUCAGGCUUUCAUGGCGGCGCAGGAGAUCCUGUCUCUGGAGCUGGAGGUAUCUGACAAGCCAAAGCUGGAAAGGAAGAAGACCCGUCCUCACCCUGAGGUUCAGGACAUCCACAAGCAGCAGCAGGAGAACUCCCUGGCUGGAAUCCGCCUCCCGCGGGACAUCUCGUCUGAUGUCAUGACCACCAGCCCCCGCACAGAUGACGCUCAGCCUGCCAGGGAGGAUGAGGAAGAAGUUUGGACACCCAUGAACUCUGACACUCAUACAACCCAAGAGAAGAUCUCUCCAGGACAGAGGAUCAAGAACAUGAACUUCAUUCCUGCUGCUCUCAGAGGACCUUUCUCGAAACCGUCCUCAUCUAAAAACUCUAAUCCAAUAAAGAUUUCCCUACCUAAGAUGACUUUAAAAAGUCUGAAUCCAGUAAAGAUGGUCAAAAAAUGGUCCUGCUGGAAAGGUUGCCAUAAAGUUCUCCAAAAUGUUGGACUUCAUGGAUAAGGAUCAUGCUGAUGGUGAGGUGACGAUUAUUGAUGGCAACACAGAAUCACAGCCGAUACCCAGAGUGACGGAUACAGGAGUUAGGUCAGGUUCCUUGGAGGCUGAGAAUGAUGUUGUUUUGGAUAGCUGUGGGAUCCUUGCCACCAGCCCCAGCACUAUCUUGAUUACAUCUUCCAGCUCAGGUGACAAGCAACAUAGGCAGGCUUCCAGUACAAGGCCUAUGUCUAACAUAGAAACAUCAGGUUCUUCUCAGCAAAAUACAGACAAGGCAAUAUUUGAAGCAUCUCAGCCCCUAGAGUCUGAUGCAGGGAAGGUGAGUGCUGUAGAGCCUGGAGUGUUUCAUAUGGACCUCCAGCACACCACAGACCCUCAAGAAGACGCUGCAGGUACUACAGACACAGACCCUUGCCAGGAACAGGAGGACCUGUUAUCUCUUCCUACAGACACACACACCAAUGGACUACCUCAGACGUCACAGGUGCCUACAGAUCACAACGACAUGGCUGAAGGACUCCAUGAGGAUUACUUUACCAAAAUACCUCCUCUUUUGGAGGAGGAUCUUGACCAAGAUGAACUGAAAACUGUCCUAGGCAGGCCGAAGCAGCUCUUCCACUCUAACAUGAAGGUUUCUUUAAGUGACUCAUCCCUAAGUCUCCUUGAGGACAAGAAGUCUGCUACUGGCGGUGAUACGAGCCCGUUUGCAAAGCUGAAACAGAAGGUAACAAGCCUGACUCUACCAGGGUCUGGAGCAGGAGGGCGGAGUCCGCCUCAGCCCCCCCGAGGGAUGGUACGGAAGUCACAGCGUGUGCUUGAGAACUUUGAAGACCUUGUGAAGGAGAAACUAGGCAAUGCAGAAUGUAAAACAAGGAUUAUUUUCAUAUGAGGAUCAGGGGGUAGUGUAGGCAUUUUAUAUGUACUUAUAGCAGUAGGUUGUGAAACCUGGCAUUAGAAGUAAAUGUUAGUGCCACACGUGACUGUUGAACAGACAUUAAUCACAUAACAUAGUUGUCUCCCUUUGCAUCAGUUAUAUUUUAACUAUUUUAUAAUGAGGAGCUUUCUAUUUCUGUAUAUCUUAGCUAUUUUUGAAUGAGGAGCUUACUAUUUCUGUACCAUUUCGACCAAAACUAUUUUCUCACUUCAAAAUGUCAUUGUAUGCCUUAAUUAGAAAUGGCUGACAUUGUCGUCUGCUAUCGCAUCACUUCUGGAUGUCAAGGUUUCAGUGGGUAUAAGUUUGGUAUUCAAUGCCACACGAUUUAUAAGCAUCAUGGUCAAAUUCAUUACGAAACUGGACCCUUCCCAGUGAUUAGGGUUGGACAUAGUAGUUGCAUGAUCAACAAGGUAGAGACUGGACACUUGGUGUCCACCACGUGUGCUCCAUAGGAAGAUGUUCAAAUAGGAGUACCCCUUUAAAAUUGCAAGAGUUUUUUUUAUGAAUUUUUAGUUCUGUUCAGGUUGAUAUUGGAAACAUGUGACCAAAUGAGAACUUUUUUGUCAACCUGGCGUCAAUUUUAGGAGUAAUAAGUAUAAGCCCAGCAGUUGUUGUCUAAGAAUAGAUUCCAUAGAAUUUUGUGAUAAUAUACUGGACAAAAUAAGUUAGGGAUAUUUGUAUUUAUAUGAUUGAUAUUUUAUCAGUGUGUCAAUUAAUAAAUACAUCAUUAUUCAUAAUUUCAAAAUUUACAUAUAUCCCUAACUAUUUUUGUCCAGUAUAGAUUGGAAGAUCUGGUGUAUCUCUGAUGUAGCAUAAAUACAAGACAGCAGUAAUAGCAUCAAGACUGUUAGUGACAGGGCAUUUAUUGCUGGGGGAAGGAAACCACUUUGAUCGUUCUUAGGACUAACAUAUGUUGUUGAUCGAUCAUUUUGUGUAACAGUUUCCCUGCCCUAUAAAUGUGUUAACAUUUG
This is a messenger RNA of Haliotis rubra (blacklip abalone), 4651 nucleotides long. Its product is annotated as phosphatidylinositide phosphatase SAC2-like. Gene Ontology annotation, cellular component: clathrin-coated endocytic vesicle; early endosome. Gene Ontology annotation, molecular function: phosphatidylinositol-4-phosphate phosphatase activity. Gene Ontology annotation, biological process: regulation of endocytic recycling; phosphatidylinositol dephosphorylation. The record is from RefSeq and is a predicted model, not a curated record. Lineage: Eukaryota; Metazoa; Mollusca; Gastropoda; Lepetellida; Haliotidae.